Molecule: messenger RNA, 2365 nt
Organism: Hyalella azteca
Lineage: Eukaryota; Metazoa; Arthropoda; Malacostraca; Amphipoda; Hyalellidae
Gene: Hsl
Exons: 10
Coding region: 122-2365 (747 amino acids)
Biological process (GO): triglyceride catabolic process; cholesterol metabolic process
Cellular component (GO): cytosol
Molecular function (GO): sterol ester esterase activity; triacylglycerol lipase activity
Source: RefSeq, a predicted model, not a curated record
UCGGCGGUCGUGAGCUGCUAUCCCUGAUUUUGUUAUUCCGAUGUCGUAAAGGCAUAUGUGAAUAAUUAGGGUAAUAAGGUGAUAAUUAGGAUAAUAAAAACCGAACGAGAACGUCAAUGCGAUGGCAGUAUGCGAUAUAUUAGACCCAACUUAUCUAUCGCUGAUUGAGUCAAUUAUUGAGAAUGAAUCUCAUUUUCUAUCCGAUGAGAGUGAAGCGGGCCAGAGAUUGCACUUUGGCCUUGGAGCUUUGAAGGAUGGACUGCAGCAAGUGGCAAGUCUUGUGAAGCCAGUGCGGGAAGUAGCUCCGUCAUUUGACUUCUCCCCUGAAGUGCCAGGCAACGGCUUCCGCAGCCUCUGCCACGUGUGUGAUGCUGCGCUGCAAAGCGUGCACACUCUCAUCUCCAAGCUCGCCUCCAGCAGGGGUCGUAUGGUCUUCCGUAAAUCUCAUUAUGUUAGAGAGGUGGAAGCCUGGGCUCAGGCCCUAGGUGCACUAGUGACGGUGCUGCAGUUCACUGUCGAGUCCCUCCUGCCGCAGUGCACCGCUCCUGAUGGUGACCUCAUCACCAUUCACUGCACCAGCAACCCUGAGCAACUCAUCACCAUGCUCACCAACGUGCCCCUGCACGCCUUCUAUGGCCGCUGCCUUGGCUUCCAUUAUGUGCCGUCACUAUCCAGAACUUUCCACUUACUGUCACUGAGUCUGAGCGCCUUCAGUGAAGCGUAUUACAGCGACGGUAACUUCUGGACCAGAACAAAGCAAAGUAUUGUGGCCGGUAGCCAGUAUGUGGUGAGCCCCGAGCAGCGAGCGAGGCGGUUGGUGACUGUGAUGCAGUACGCCGGCAUCACCUUCAUCAAGGCCUUCUGGGACCUGGCCGAGACCGGUCUGUGUGAUGUAUAUUAUGUGUGGGACCUGGCCGAGACCGGUCUGUGUGGUGUCUGUCCUGGGGCAGACUCCCCGCGGCGUGGGGGGGAGGUGCGGCCCCCGUCGCCGGGGCUACUGCUGCACUGUCAUGGGGGAGGCUUCGUGGCGCAGAGCACCAAGAGUCAAGAGAUAUUCCUGAGGGAGUGGGCGGUGGGGUGCGGGGUGCCCCUGUUGUCCGUGGACUACUCCCUCGCCCCUGCCGCCCCCUACCCCCGCCCCCUCGAGGAGGUCCUCAUGGUAUACUGCUGGGCCCUGAACCAUCUGGACCUGCUGGGUACCACGGGACGUACCAUCGUCCUUACUGCUUAUGCCGGCCACGAAAAAGUUGACAUCGCCAGUCCCGACUCAGAUAGGCCUGGCCGGCCUAGUGGUCCUAAAGAAAAUUCUUCUUCAAACGACACCGAAGCUGGAGAAAUCCUAACCAAAGUCGACAAUACCAAGAUUUUCAACUGUAGUCCCGCAACUUCCGGUUGCAAUCCCGCAAGUUCCGGCUGCAAUCCCGCAACUUCCGACUGUAAUAUCGCAACUUCCGGCUGCAAUCCCGCAACUUCCGGCUGCAAUCACACAACUUCCGGCUACAAUCCCGCAACUUCCGGCUACAAUCCCGCAACUUCUGGCUGCAAUCCCGCAACUUCCGGCUGCAAUCCCGCAACUUCCGGCCCCGGUUCCGGCCCCGGUUCCGGCCCCGGUUCCGGCCCCGCUCCCCACUUCUCCUUCACGAAAGACCCGACAGCGGUUCGUGCGGUUCCCGACUUUCAAUGCACCGCUUCAAUUUUCGACGACGAAUCCUCGGCCAAAUCGGCGCGACCGCCGUUUUUUAACAACGAAUCUAAUUUCUUGUCGGCCGCUGACUCAGCUGAUUCAGCUGAACUACUCAGUGCCGGUAAACUGUGUCUUCUGAGUCCAUCAGUUAUGAGUGAGGCUGGGUCUGAUACGUUGACCACCGUGUCUCUUACCUCGGAUGUAUCACGUAUACCGCGUGUAGGAGAUACGUUGCAAGAAGCCGUGGAUAAGGAAACACGGUCACGACAAUACGUGUCCGAGUUCCUGGAUAAAUACGUCAGGAACAGGGAGCGCGACGCUGACGUUCUGUCAGGCGGGGAGGAGGAGAGCAGCGACACACCCUCCCCGUCCGCCAGCUCGGCGGCCACUGAGCUCGAGGGUGCCAACUACCCUCCUUAUUACUACGGCCGCGCCCUCUCUCAGAAACUGGGCGCAGCCAAGAAUGCGGUGGUGUCUGGUCUGGCGGUUGGUCUGUCGGUUGGUCUGUCGUCCGUGGGUCUACCCUCAAGUCUGUGCGGUCUACAGACCCCCUCACACCCCCCCUCUUGCAUCCCCCCGCCCCUCGGGGAUGAGGAUGAUGUGCCCUACGGGGGGGCGGUGACCUCCCACACCCCCCCUUCUGAAGAGCGCCCCCCCGGGGGGCAAAAUGAAGAACCGUAA